CCUGAGACGUCCAGCGCUCAACAUGAGGAACACAAUCAUGUGCAUCUAACACGUCUUUUAUUAACGAUUAUUUUUGAAUCCUGCCACACCUCAGCUUUAAACUGACUCGGGAGCUAAAAGUAGUACGUAAUGAUUCUGCCAGAAAUAAUGAAGAAGGGUUGGCAAUCUAAUUUGAUCAUAGACUCACUGGCAUGAGAGAUGGACAGACCUGGUCCUGGAAGGCAGAUGGUAAUCUAUACAUGAGACUGUGGGCAGUUAAGAUGAUACAGUAGAUGAAUGAGCUUCAGUUUAUCCACCAUGCGGCUGGAAGUGCUGCAGUUCAUUGCUGGAUUCUGUGGAGCUCUGGGCUCAGUCUUUCUUCUGCUUUCUCUGGGGACCGACUACUGGCUGCUAGCCUCCGAGUCUUGUGAUCCAGGGGACAAAAUUACUACACGACUUAGGAGAUCCACGACAGAGGAUGGCCUUCAAGAACAUCAAGAUGGUCCCAAACAUGUGGUCCUGGCCUACCAUGAAGGUGUUUUCUGGAGAUGCUCCUACGUGAAGGAAAUAGACAGAGAAGAGGACAGCAUGUUGGACUUUUGGAUCAGUAGGUUGAAAAAACAGGCUAAUCUGGGGUUAAAAAGGAUUUCGUCAUGGAGAAGCACUGCUUAUGCCAACCAACCGUCAGAGAAGAUAUGCACACCAGCCUAUCUCUCCCAAGUUCCUCUUUCUGGAAUUUCAACCUCAGAUUCAGCUACUGUACAUAGGGCCUUUUGGUGCAUUAUGUCUGUGCUGGGACUCACCAUGGUUACGCUUGGUGUGUUUGUCACCAUCUGCGGCAUCCCAACGGCCAGCCGUCGCCUUUAUGAGGCUGGAGGAGCUCUCUUCAUAACUGGGGCACACCAAACUCCCCAAGGCACCCCUGAAACAUCCACUGCAAGGCCUGCUUAUCUUUUUGGUGGUAGGAACGUUUGCGGCGUGGGUGCAGGGUUCAUCCACUCUGGAACAGUACGUCCUCCAGCGCAGGCUCUCGGCAUGCCCCAGCCUCCACCUCAGCGUCCACUAUGGCUUGUCCUUCAUGCUGGCCCCUGCUGCCUCCUUCUUCUGCCUGCUGUGUGGCCUGCUGAUCCUGCUUAUGCAGACCGCCUCCAGAGCAGAGUCUGCAAGCGCAGCGCGUGAGCCGCCCUCAGUGCAGGAGGGAUGGCAGGUCAGCACGCUGUAGGUCUGCUGAGUAAGACGUGGAGAUGUAAAGGAAAAAGUUACUGUUAAUGCGUCUUCUGGCUGCCAAGGAGGAUGAUGUGUUCCUGAAGAGAAGAGUGCUGCUGGUUUGCACUCAGGCCUACAGCAGGGUGUUCAAAGUCUGGCCCCAGGGCCAAAGGCAGCACACAGACCGUUUUUAAUUGGCCCCCGACUUCUGUUUUACAGUGUAUUUUAAGGAGACCGCCAGCCAGUACGUUGCAGUUCUUUCUUUUACCUGAUGGUGGCAGCUGACCAGACCUGCAGCUUCAUUUACUGAACUACAUUUAGUCAAGACUUCUGACAUGAAGCUCAAACUAAACACUGAGAACUGGCGAUCUUGGCGAGAUGAAAAACUUCGUUUCGGUCGUUCAGUAAAUAUUAAGCCUUUAAGGUUGAACAACAA
Pygocentrus nattereri (red-bellied piranha) is the source of this 1621-nucleotide messenger RNA. RefSeq names its product transmembrane protein 182b (gene tmem182b). The transcript has 6 exons. Gene Ontology annotation, cellular component: membrane. Lineage: Eukaryota; Metazoa; Chordata; Actinopteri; Characiformes; Serrasalmidae. The coding region runs from base 277 to 1158 and encodes 293 amino acids. The record is from RefSeq and is a predicted model, not a curated record.